Messenger RNA from Acaulospora morrowiae, 1179 nucleotides. NCBI's taxonomy places the organism in Eukaryota, Fungi, Glomeromycota, Glomeromycetes, Diversisporales, Acaulosporaceae. The record is from the annotation of a GenBank genome assembly.
AUGGCAACUGAAAAAGCACCUGAAGUUUCGUCCGCCUCCAAAAGCGAUGCCGAAGUAUUCCAGCUUGAAGCACUUUCCUUAAAUUACCUACGAAGCCAAAAUAUUUCAGCAAUUCCGGAUGAUAGCCAGAUACCAAAACUUCGCCCGUGCAAGCUCUGCAAUAAAGCUAUACUUAAUUUCCGAUUCGAAGCAUUUACAACACUAUCUUGUGGCCAUAUACUACACCGUUUGUGUAUCGAGAAGCAUAUUAUGCAAGGAGGGGUACGAAGACCUUCAUGCCCAAUCUGUAAUUGGGAUAUCGAGAUUAAUAGAGAAGAACUUGCCCUAGCUUUAGGUGUGUAUCAUAUAGAGUCUAAAGAUCAUGAUAAGGGACAGGCUUCCCAACAAUCGAAUGUAACCAUCACCGAUGAAGAUGACGACGGUGGUUUGGAGAUUAUGCGAAGUAUGGGGUUGAUAGAAGAGGACGAAGUUACAGCUGAGCAAACAAAACAAGUUAAUACGGAGGAUCAAACAAUAGUCCUUACUGUGGAUAAUUCUGUUUCUAUGCAAGAUCAGGCUACAAGCCCCAUUGUGAUCGAGGAUACUAGCACUACACUAGAGAAUUCGGGAAACCAAGCUAACGAAAAUUCUGGCCGUACCACCUUCCCUGAUGAGAGUAGUAACGUAUAUAUUACGCAAGAUUCUGCGAAGGGGUCGAAGCUCUCUAAUUCCGAGGAUCAGACAAAUGCAAAUAAUGAAAAUGAUAUUACCAUGGAAGAAAAUAAUACGUCAAAAACCCAUUCAUCCAGACAAUCAUCCCCAAAAAUUGACCGUGAUCGGAAUAAAUUACUGGGUUUAUUGCAAGAAUUAUCCACACCAAUCAAAGGAGAGACUGAUGAGGAUGGCGACGAUGAAGGUUCUGAUGAAUCAUUAUCCCAAAGUUUAGCCCGAUUAUAUCAAAAAGCGAUUCAGGCCGAAAAACGGGUGACUCAGGCGAAUCAACAUGAAAUUUUGUGUUGGUAUAAGGAUAUGAGGAUAGAGUUGAUAAUAUUAAAACCAAUGAUAAGAGUAUUACGGAUCAAACAGCUAGGAAACAAGUAUACAAUGAAGUUAUACAACAUCUCCCAGGUAUUACAAAGGAUAAUUUACGGAAAAAGACUCAGAAGGCCAGAGUUAUUUAUAAGUUGUUUGGGAAGAUAG